This is a messenger RNA of Hyalella azteca, 7679 nucleotides long. RefSeq lists its product as uncharacterized. The transcript is spliced from 25 exons. The record is from RefSeq and is a predicted model, not a curated record. NCBI's taxonomy places the organism in Eukaryota, Metazoa, Arthropoda, Malacostraca, Amphipoda, Hyalellidae. The coding region runs from base 13 to 6963 and encodes 2316 amino acids.
CCCUACAAAAAAAUGGCAGUGGGCCAAGGCACCAAAGUUAGGAGCCGUCAUUCUCCCCGUGUUGUUGAGAUGAAGGCCUGUGAAGGCAACCGAAUGGGAAGUAACUUAUAUUAUCCUGUUGAUAAUACAGGAUAUCUGUACAGGGUAAAAAGGAAAAGAGGCAGCACUCUGUAUUUCUCGUGUGCCAGGAAUGGCUGUAAGGCAACUGCUAACUUCAAGAGAAAGAAACAGCCCAACAUGAAGAAAGGAGUCAUGAAGGGCUUGUUUGAAAUUACUUCAAAUCAUUCCCAUGCUGAAGACCCUUCUGUUCUUGUGAAGCUCAAGUUUGAAUCUGCUUGCAAGAAGCGCAGCAUGAACGAAGAAACCCCUUACAGCGUGAUCAUUAAAGAAGAGAAACAAAAGUGGCAAAUAGACAAUGUAAAGGAAGCAGGGCUGAUCUCCACUUUGUAUCAAGCACGCAAACGCUCCACGCUUGAUGGCCCGCCACUAAGUGAUGCCAGUGAAGAUGAUCAGGACUCAGUUUCAGAAGAUGAUAAUGUGCAGCUUAAUGCUGAUCUUUGUUACACUCGCUAUGGCUACAGAAUGGAACGUUGGAAGUGGGCUCUCACUCACGAUUUUCCUAAACCUGGAACGCGUGAUGCUGAAUCACCACAACAUUGCAGUCAAGUUCCUCCUCACAAUGAUAUUGUUACUGCCAAUAAAGAGUGUAUGAAGCCACAAGAGAGUACAAUUGCAAGCAAGUUCUCUAAUGAAAUGGAUGUUGACACAAUUAAAGAUACGAAUUUACCUACUAAUACAAUAUUGAAGCCCAAUCAGCACUGGUUGUUCGACCAAGUCUUCUCUCCUGGAAAUAUCAGUAAAACUCAUCUAUUGCGAGCCUAUGGACUUCACAGGCUGCCACUCUUCCUACCUUGUGUGAAAAAGUGUCCUCUGAACCCCUUCUGCUUGACUGGCUACAAGAUAGGCUCGACCAUCAAGGAGGGCUUAGAUGCCCACUUGCCUCUGACGCAGCAGCCGCGCGUCGCCCCAGACUACCCAGUCGGGCUGGAGGCGCAUUUGCCUCAAGCUGUUGUGGUCAACCCUGCUCUGCAGUUGCUCUUCCAUCAUCGUAAAUUUAGGAAUGCUAUAAAUUCUCUGGAGGACUUCAGCUUUGACACUUCACUGACGUCUCUGUCUCAUCUGCUGCAAGUUCUGUUUGCAGAAAUGGAGACCCACGCCUUCAAGAGUAUAGCAUGCGAGGGUGGGAGCGCGUUGGAGCGAAUUGUUGCCACGGCCUCAAGAGAGAACUGCGUCUCUUCAGCUGACUUCCUCGAGGCCACCAUUGAUUGGCUGAUAGCUGAGACUAGCCUUGCUCCUGCCAUCGCUCCGCUAUUCGCCAUCACCACAACCAAAAUAAUCAAAUGGCAGUGCAGCAAGUGUGCCGUAGUUCACCAGCAACAGGGGCCGUCAUCUUCCUGUUACCGCCUCAGAGCUUCUGUUCAGCAGGAUCAAGACCUUCUGGCCAAUUCUUUGAUCGAUUUAUGGAUGGUCAAAGAGGCUGGCGUCCCAAUGGUAUGCGGCGGACAAGCAUGGAGCGGAAAUGGCCAAGAGGGUGGAUGUGGUCACGUGGUCAGAGUGGAUAGAGAAGUGUCCACAAAGCUAGCCGAUCUGCCGUACUAUCUUCUCAUCGAGAACUCGUCCUCUGCCCACAGCGGUGAGAAGAAGCCCCACGCAGUGUUCCCUGAUCACCUCAACCUCAGCGCCCACACCGCAGACGGCCGAGCUGCGCACUACGUCCUCUCGGGAGUCGUGUACCAGGAUAGCAACUCUUGUCAGCUGAAGACAGCGCGUGGUCGCUGGUUUGCGUUCCACGGAGAACAGGUCUUGCAAAUGACCAACAGCAACGUCGGUGGCGACGCCUCAGCUGCCGUCCAUCCUGAUCCUGCGCAUCCUAAUUACCUCAGUGAUGGCGAUGUGAGCGCCGCGCACGCAGGCCGACCUGGUACGCGCGUGUCGCGGGGGGUGCACCUGUGGGCUUACACGUUGGUGGACCUGCAGCCCGCGCCUCCUUCUGUUGCCCCCCGUGCUGCCGUCAUCAAAUACGUCAAUUCACAUGAGAGUCAAGAAAGCAAACAGAGGUUCCGUGUUCAAAGUGCCCGGCAGGACCUUCUGAAGGAACUCAGUGUCAGGUCGAAGGAGGACUUCUUCCUUCUCAUGCCAGAGUCCCUGCUGGCGGCGUGGGCGGCUUCAGAGGACCAGCGAUUUGUUUAUUAUCAAGAGGAGACGGUCUCCUCCGAACUCUUGUGUCCGCACGGCAAAAUCAGGCCCCUUGCUGCGUCUAAGAUGAAGUGCAUUCGGAAGGAUGUGGUAAAUAAACUCUUAAACACUCCAUGUGGCAUGAACGUCCAGCUGAAAUAUGGUUCAAACGACCUCGGUUCCUCUUCAAACACUCCACACGAACGAGCGCCACUUCUAGGGCUAGGUAUCCAAUCACAAGAUACCGAGUCUGACGGUCAGCAACAAACUUCUUUCUUGGAAAUUGGCCAAAUGUUGCCUGUUGAAAAUAACGACGUAUCCUCAUCUCUAUCACUCCAGGCAGACGUCUCUGUUCGCAAUGACCAAGGAUUCCGCACUGAUGUGAACAGCGCUUCCAUUGACCACGAAAAUAAAAACUCGCAUGUUAAUUUUAUUCAUCCAUUAAUACAUGUUGAUGACUCGGCACACAGCGUGGUUUCUGGAACUGCUAAAAAUAUUACUGAGGAUAGCCACAAGAAUGCCGAGAUCGCCGGUGCAACGGUAAACAAAUUUAUUUUAUCCCCAGAAAAUUCUGUUGGUGCAUUUUCAUCAUCUCCUAUAAUAUCUUCUACUGGUCCCUCCGUAGUUACCACUGCUCCACAAUCUACUACCAUCGUUCCUGCUGCUACCGUUCAAUCAAGAGAAAUUACUUCUCAGUAUGUUACAACAAAUAAUUGUCCACCUUCAUGCGCACCAAAGACUUCUUUCCUUACUGCGGAAUCUUCUUUUUCAACUGCUCCUUCGCUUCCAGGAGUUUCUCUCCAAACAGCUCCUUUUCUGACAGCAUCUUCGUCUGUUUCGGCAGUUUCUUCUUCUGUAGCAGUUUCUUCGCUUCCUACCACUUCUUCUAUUCCAAACGCAACUCAUCCACUGCCCGCUCCUUCUCUUACGAGCCUUGACCAUGAAAGUUGCGCAAAAAAUGUUGAGUGUGGCAAUAACGCAGAAUUUGGCUUACCGUUCAUGUCGCCGGAUGAGGCAAUGUGCGCGGAUUGCGUGGCGCAGCAUGCCAACUUCAUCCGCUUCCUCGAGACACUGAGGCGCCUGCAUCGCCAGUACAGGAGGGAAGCUGUCAAAUAUAAAACCAGUGGAUGUAAGCUGGUUGGCGCUCUCAGUUUGGACAGCUGGCCGAAAAUAGCAGCCAAAAAGUACGUUGCAGACAACAAAAUUGACGUCUACUUCAACUCUGACCACCGGACUGGAAGCAUCCUUCAAUCCUCCACUGGCGCCACUAAAAAUACAAACACUGAGCAGGCAAAUUGCGCGACGACAAGAUAUGAUCAUGAUCAAAUGGUCAGUAGUGAAGAGAACGAGCGGAGUGUCGGUGAUCUCAGCUCAAAAUCUUUGGUUGACAAAAAGAAACCUCCAGUUCAUGAGAAUGUGUGCACAGAAAAUAGCUUGGAAAAUAGUUCUUCUGUAUCGGAAUCCGUAGUUGCACCUCACAAAAGUGCAGAUGAUCUCAAAAUGGAAAAUAAUUUUGCUUCGGCUCCGGAGCAAGAAUUUGUGAACGGCGACAUCGUGUGUCAGCAUGGCAGCCUCAACCCGCAGUCCUACGUAUCCUGGCUACCAGAGGACUCAUACUCGCGCAUCCUGCAGCUCUGUCAUGGAUACGUGCACGAGGCGGUCCUUCAGGAGUCCUUCGACCUCUGCGUCAAGUGUCAAGACGAGGUGCGUGCCUCGGAGAGCGCAUGUGAGGCUGGGUUGGAGUUGAAGCGCAAGUUGAGUUCGCUCUACGCGGACAAGAAGCGACCGAGACUCGCCGUCGACGUCAGCAAGAACGUCGUGCUGCUCGACAAGCAAUUCGUGGUGCAGUUGCGGACCUAUCUGCGAGAGUGCAUGAAGGGUGAAGCUGGACCUCCUCCUCCCCUCACCACUUCCCGCCUCUUGUGCUCCCACAACCUCGCCUGCUACUCCCCCAAACUCCUCCCUCCAUACAGGCAGUCUCAGCUGUGGGUGCUGGCGUGGCCACACGAGUGGGCCGCACUGCGCGACUUUUACGACUCGUCUGCUGCAGCCGUGACCGGCAUAGUGACCUCGACCGGUAUCCUGGAUACUGUGCCUCCUGCCUGCAAGGAAGGCUGCGUGGAGGAACGAGCUGCUGCAGAAUACGAGUCUCUCUUUGAAUAUCAGGACGAGUACGUGAAGGUCUUAAGAGUGACCUCCGAGGAGGAGAUCUUGAUGUUCCUGCAACCGUCAGCUCAACGUGAUGAAAGUUCUCGGUCGCAAGAUGGCCACCUUCAAACUUUAAAUGACGCUCAAGUCGACAGCUAUGCAUUGAACAAGGCUUCUCCAACUAAAAAAUUCGUUCCGGAGAAAUCAAAAAAUUUUCACCGCACUCAAUUAAUGUCUGAAAAAUUUAACGAUUCAAUGGAAAUGGACGAGCCGGUUCAAAAAAAUAAAAAUAUAAGUGAUAGUGCAGAUGUCGAAGAACCUUCAGAUUCUGAUGAGCGUACGCAUUUGUUAGACGCCAAAUUAAAAUUUUCGCAUUUUCCCAAACCUGAUGAGAAUACAGAGCUUCAAAAAUUCGAAGGGGCUGCUGCCGAACCAGUGCGGAUUUCGGACGUCCCUAUGGAUGUUGAUGAUGAAGUUCAUCAAAGAGUUGAAGAAACUUCUCGUAUUGGCGGGGGCUAUGAACGAUGUGCUGAGGAUUAUGUAUUGGAGCAGAAAAGAAUCACUGCAAUUGACUACGAAAAUUCAGUUGAUAAGUCCCUUAAAGACGGCUAUUCAGCACUAUCGAAUACUAAAUUCUCUCCAACACAAAUCACGGAUUCCAAUUCUUCAACCGAAAAUCGAAAUCUUAAUGAAAACUCCGUUAACAGUAUCCCACAUGCGGAAGUUGAUAAAAGUGAGAUCGUUGAUAUUUCCAAGGCUGUCGUAGCAAAGAAUUAUAUAUGCAAUGAAUCGUCAAAGAGUGACAUGAAUGAUGAAUCACCUACAUGCAGAAGUCCUGUAUCUCUUACUGAAUCAAAGUCAGCUGACUCUAGUUCGCUAAAUAAAUACCUCGAGGGUGAAUCUGCUGGAAAACUCGACAAUACUACGGGCUUGAAAUCACGACUGAAGGACGAGACGCAACAAAAUUCUGUAACUGAAGAAGUCGUCGACGCAGAUGUACAGAUGACGGACUCCUUGGUCAUGAAAGCCACUAGCAACGUGGACGGUACAACAGACACGAGCACCACAUCCUCUCCUGACGACUUGAUUAGUACUGCGACUCGCGGCAGAGGGCGACCGCGAGGCAGCGCUCGGGGUGCUAACUCUCUUCCCACUCGUUCACCUCGUGCAAGUCAGCGCCGCCGAGCCGCGGCCAUGGCGGAGGAGGAGCGUCGCUACGCUGACACUGACAGCCUCAGCCUUCGCGUGUCGUCAUCUGACUCCUUCAGGAACGUCUUACUAAUGGUGCAACAGCAGGCUGGAUGGUCUACACCUCUGCAAUUGUGGCUUGCGUGGUCACAAGAACGUCAGGCCGCUAUCGCUUCAAUACAGAAAAACAAAGAGCUGCAUGCUGACCUCGGUAACGAUAUGCCACUCGUGAGGAAGGACUUGCAGGCGCCUCUGAAGGAAGACGUGCUCACGUCAUCAGCAGAAGAUGGUCAGCGCCGCUUGGAGGGUGAUAAAUGCAUUACCUCAUCAGGAGAGAUGGCUGACAGAAAUUCCCUGCUGUCGAUAGAGCAUAGGGAUGAAAAAUAUCAAAAUUCGAUGGCUAUUACAGCUGAUGAAAACGGCCAAGUUUUGAUGGACGUCACGGUGGAUGAGAAGUGCAAUGGAGAAACGGUGGCUCCAAAAUAUUCUCAUCCGUGUGAUGGAAUUUCAGGAGACGAACUUUGCUCAACACCAGAGGCGGACAAGAAGCCAAUCCUCGCGGUUGGUGACCUCAUCCUGGACUGCUCUCUUGCCCAGCUGCGAGUCAGGCCUGGCGAUGUGCUAUACUACCAAGCGCCAGCUCACACCGAGCUUGAUGCCGACGUCGCCUCAACUACAACGCCCUCUAAAGUCAUCAAGACGAAACGAACUCUCAAGUCAGGUAAAAAGGGCCUGAAGACGUCCAUGACGAAGCUGACGUCAGCAACGAGCAAACGCAUACAAGCAGAUGUCAGCAAGAAGAAAGCCCAGACGGGACGCACGGUCGAGCUGCACGUCACUGAAGGGUCCAGACUGGGCAGUCAGCUAGUCUAUCCGGCCGAUGACACUGGAUAUGUUUACCGCGUCAAGCGCAUCAAGAAAACGACGAUAUACUUUAGCUGCGGCUACACUGGCUGCCGAGCUUGCGGCAACUUCAAGAAGAAAGGCGACUCGAUGAUUGGCGUCUUCGACCUCACUUCCCACCACAACCACAAGCGUAACCCCACUCACCUGCGUCGUCUCAAGUUCGAGUCUGUCUGCAAGAAGCGCAACCUCGAAGAAGACUUGCCUGCCGCUGUCAUCAUCAAAGAAGAGCUUGCAAGGUGGCAACUACGCGAGGAAGACGUCAACUUGAACACAUUGAACUCGACGCUGUACAAAGCGCGGUGGCGGCUUGCUGUCGACGACCCGAGCUCCGUGCCUGACGUGGCCCAGGGGCCAUACGCAACAGGGCGCGGCGACGGAUGUCUUGCACCCAAACAGGAGAAGAUGGACACCAGGAACAUGUUGUCCCUAGCGCCGCUUCUUCCACCAGGUCAUAUCCAGCCUCAGCCUCCUCUCGGCAGCUUCUGAUAACCACUACGUGCAUCUCACUAAUUUCAGAAUAAAAUACUCAAACGAGACUUCAUUAAGAGGUCACGUCGAUGUGCAACAUUACUUAUAAUGAAAAUAUUUAUAUAAGAACUUCGAUGGGGAAUUUUCGAUCGCGUGAUCUGCAUGUUCUAAGAAUCCUGAGAGCAUACGUACCAGAGAUGUCUCUUACUCGAAGUGAAAGAGCUAUUUUUUAGCCCUAAUUGUAUCAAUUGAUUAGCCCAGCUCAUGGGGAUGAGACUCGUCAUAAUAUUCCAGCGUCUGCACCUGUUGUUCAAAUUGAUGGAAUCAUCGGCUUUUUGCCAAUAAUUCCUCGCGUAUUUUUAAGUUUUCCUAACUUCAUCAGAUCGGCUUUCUGUAAAACUAAUCAAUGCUAUCGGGUGCUACAUUUUCAUGUUAUCAGAUCUCCAUCAGAGUCCUUACAGAAAACUUUAUAGGUUUAAAAUUAUAUUAUUUCAAAUUCAACGCAAUAUACUAUAGGUGCUCGAAGUUUGUUACGUAGUAAAUUGUGUUCAAAUUUUAAUUUAUAAUAUGUAAUAAUUUAAUCGCCCACAAUGCUGUUGUUUUUGCCAAUGCUGAAUUCCCCCGAGCUGGUAUAGGUAGCCUAUGUAUAUCAAGAAAAGAGCGUAAUAUCGUGGAAAUUAUGCUCCUAUAAAUUUUGUACUUCCAAUCGAGUACAUAUACGUGAUGUAAGCAAG